Molecule: messenger RNA, 1638 nt
Organism: Cyphellophora europaea CBS 101466
Lineage: Eukaryota; Fungi; Ascomycota; Eurotiomycetes; Chaetothyriales; Cyphellophoraceae
Exons: 2
Coding region: 1-1638 (545 amino acids)
Molecular function (GO): protein binding
Source: RefSeq, a predicted model, not a curated record
AUGGACCCUGCAAACCCAUAUGAUAGAGUACAUUCGGACAACGACGAUAGUGACGACGCUCUGCAUCCUACACAACCGCGACAGCUUCCAUCGCAGCAAGACUGGGCGCGAAUUAGACAUGUCUUCGAGGAAGAGUAUAUCAACCGCGGUCGACGCCUCAAAGACGUCCAACGCACUCUACAACAGGAGCAUGGCUUCUACGCAACGACCAAGAUGUACAAAACGCGCAUCAAAUCUUGGCGCCUCCGCAAAUACGUUAAGGCAAGCGAGAAGGAGCAGAUCGCCUCUUUCAUCAAUGACAACGACAUUAAGGGCGACACGCUACAGAAGCUCAAAUUCAACGGCCGCCCGGCUCGACUCGACCUUGUACGCCGAUACUGCAAGAAGACCGGUGUCCACGAAAAUAUUGCCAACGCCCUUCCCACCAAGGCUCUGGAGCAGCAGCUUCUCCGCGUCGGUGAGCGCUCUACUGGAGACAGUACUACCGCUACCCCGCCAGCAACACUUCUGACGCCUCCUGGCUCCAGUCACAGACGUGGGCGAUCCCUUUCUUCAGCUCCAGCCGACAUCACACCCCCCCGUACCUCCUUGUCCGACCCUGCCGAAUCCGUUGCCUGGCACGUGCAACAGUAUUUCGAAUGGCAUCUGGCCCCUCAACCAUCUGCAUCGAUGGCUAUCCCGUCGCCAGUGGCUUUCGCGCCGCUAGCAGCCUCAAGCACGGUUCAGUCAGGGCAAGCUGCCGCCAAAGUCGCGACCUUCUUUGAGAAGAUUCUUCUGGCGCUAGAGAGCAUCCCUGGCCAGGCUCGAAACGGAGGAUGGCUGCUCGUUCACCAGGCCUGCAGUCAGGCCAAGGUCAUUAUUGAUGAACAGCAUCGAGCCUUCUUGAGGUUGUUCAUCAUGACCUUCACCGACGAGCGCUGGAGUUUCCUCCCAGGGCUGCGACCGGCACUCUUACGCUAUCUUGCCAAAUUGUCGUCCGUCAUUCUUGGAGACGAACACGAUCUAUCGUGUAUCUUACGCCUGCUCAAGUCAGAACAGGUACUGGACUGCGCUGCUGAACCAGCUCUGAGAAUCAUGGUUGAGAUUCUGACCAAGGAAAGAGGGCAAAUGGAUAACGAGACAUGUCAAGCCAAGCGAUCGCUCGUCGACCUUCUCAAGAGGCGCCACCUCUUCGACGAGGCUAUCCAGAUAGGCAACUCGAUGUGCGUGGAGAGCAACAAUCUACACGGGAGAAACCAUGCUUUGACACGAGGGGCUAUCAGGCGCCUCGCCGAUACAUACGUUGAUCAGGGCCGCCGCGACAUUGCACGAAGCGGCUACCAGGAGGUCCUUAACCGGUCUACCACGACCGAUCCAACCAAUUUCUUGAGCCAACCUACGGUCGUCAUCGACGAGGCUACCAUAUUCAGUCUUCACGCACUUUGUGAGAUCGACCGAGGUCGUGCAGACUUCAAGGCUAGAGACAUCCCAUUUGAGCAAGUUCUCGAUACCGUGCUCACGGAACUUGGAACUUCCAAGGAAGAUGUCAUGUCCUGUUUGGCAACCUGGUGUCAGCCCCUCGUCCUUCGACAGAGGUGGCUUGGCUCGAAUCUAUACAGUGACCGGCUGCUGGCGCGGUGGGCAAUAUCUCGAAGUUAG